AUGAUGAUCCGUGUCCUUCUCCUGAGUGCCUUAUGCCUUGUGGGCCUCAAGGCCCAGUGUCCAGACCCAAACUCUCUGAAGGAUGCUGAAGGCAACAAGGUCUGCGCCCGCAUGUUUGAGGACAGCCACUACUACAACGAGCAGAGCUGCGGCGGCCAGUACCUGGACGCGUACUCGCUGGACGACGUUCCAAUUAUUCCCUAUGCCUGGAACAACCGCAUCUCGUCCCUGGUGGUGUCGACGCGCUGCAGUCUGACCGUGUGGUCGCGCGUCAAGAAGGAGGGCAAGAACCGCAAGUUCUCCGCCGGGAUCCAGUACCGCCUGAAAGAAGUGGCUCAAGGUCUGUUUGGAAACUGGAACGACGACAUCUCUGGGUACUACUGCGAGUGCUAG
Scleropages formosus (Asian bonytongue) is the source of this 393-nucleotide messenger RNA. It is a transcript of the gene sycn.1, whose product is annotated as syncollin, tandem duplicate 1. NCBI's taxonomy places the organism in Eukaryota, Metazoa, Chordata, Actinopteri, Osteoglossiformes, Osteoglossidae. The transcript has a single exon. The record is from RefSeq and is a predicted model, not a curated record. Bases 1 to 393 code for a protein of 130 amino acids. Gene Ontology annotation, cellular component: secretory granule membrane. Gene Ontology annotation, biological process: exocytosis.